Messenger RNA from Trichechus manatus latirostris (Florida manatee), 1394 nucleotides. It is a transcript of the gene SLC35F2, whose product is annotated as solute carrier family 35 member F2. Gene Ontology annotation, molecular function: transmembrane transporter activity. Gene Ontology annotation, cellular component: membrane. Gene Ontology annotation, biological process: transmembrane transport. The coding region runs from base 1 to 1125 and encodes 374 amino acids. The transcript is spliced from 8 exons. Lineage: Eukaryota; Metazoa; Chordata; Mammalia; Sirenia; Trichechidae. The record is from RefSeq and is a predicted model, not a curated record.
AUGGAGGCUGCAUUGCCGGAGGGGCCUGGCGCCCCUCAGCCCCACGCGCAGGGAGCGGUGAGCGCGUUUGCCAGCCUCCUGCGCAGGAUAAAAGGCAAACUCUUCACCUGGAAUAUUUUGAAAACAAUUGCUCUGGGUCAGAUGUUGUCCUUGUGUAUAUGUGGGACGGCCAUCACCAGCCAGUAUUUGGCAGAAAAAUACGAAGUGAAUACCCCGAUGCUACAGAGCUUUAUCAACUAUUGCUUGCUGUUUGUAAUUUAUACAGUGAUGCUGGCAUUUCGAUCAGGUAGUGAUAACCUUUUAUAUAUUUUGAAAAGAAAAUGGUGGAAGUACAUCCUGCUGGGGCUAGCAGAUGUGGAAGCUAAUUACCUGAUUGUCAGAGCUUACCAGUACACGACUCUAACCAGCGUCCAGCUUUUGGAUUGCUUUGGGAUUCCCGUGUUGAUGGCCCUCUCAUGGUUUAUUCUUCAUGCAAGAUACAGAGUGAUCCACUUCAUUGCUGUGGCUGUCUGUCUGUUGGGUGUAGGAACCAUGGUUGGUGCAGACAUAUUAGCAGGGAGAGAAAACAAUUCAGGUAGUAAUGUACUGAUUGGUGACAUCUUAGUUCUUCUUGGGGCUUCCCUCUACGCUGUCUCUAAUGUAUGUGAAGAAUAUAUCGUGAAGAAGCUGAGCAGAGAGGAGUUUUUAGGAAUGGUGGGCUUAUUUGGAACAAUUAUCAGCGGCCUACAGCUAUUGAUUAUAGAAUAUAAGGAUAUUGCCAGCAUUCACUGGGACUGGAAAAUUGCCCUGCUCUUUGUGGCAUUUGCCCUCUGCAUGUUUUGCCUGUACAGCUUUAUGCCAUUGGUGAUUAAAGCCACCAGUGCCACUUCUGUCAACCUGGGCAUCCUCACAGCUGACCUCUACAGCCUUUUCUUUGGACUCUUUCUCUUUGGCUAUAAGUUUUCGUGGCUCUACAUCCUGUCCUUCACCGUCAUCAUGGUGGGGUUUAUUCUGUACUGCUCCACCCCGACGCGCACGGCAGAGCCGGCUGAAAGCAGUGUGCCAUCGGUCACCAUCAUUGGGUUCGACAACCUGGGACUGAAGAUGGAGGAGAACCUCCAGGAAACCCACUCUGUAGACUUGUAGCUGCAGAAGAAAGCAGAGCCCUCCUGGGAAACUGGGAGCCACCACUGGGGUAAAGCAGAACCUGCUGAUUGCUGAGGGGACACUUGGAUCAUUUCAGACUCAGAGUGAACAGUCUGCAGCAUGGAAUUUGGUCCAGUGGUUAGAUGUGAGAAAGGGACACAAAGCAAUGUAUCAAACAUUUCCAAUUGCUGUCCAGUUGACUGACUCAUUGAGAUCCCAUAUGUGUCAGAGUAGAACUGUGCUGCAUAGAUUUUUCAAUGGCUGAUUUU